AGGAUUUUGACACUCUCCUUUGACUCGCCUCCUCCGCUGUGUGUGGCAGACCAGUGCUCUCUGUAUCAUAUUUCCCAGUAAUUCACAAGAAUCCCUUUCGUCGGAGGCACCCAGGACCACGCACGCAGGUCAUACUCCAGCGCACGAUCUGUUCAGCCCUAGGCCAGUGGUACUUCUAACCGAGAGAGUACGAGUCACACAGCCCGCGGUUUGACCCUCUGCCAUGUCCGCAACCCUCAUGAGCACCAACGACCAACGCGCAACAUUGGGGAAACCCGUCCCGCCAUUCACCGCGCAUGCAAUCUCCGUGUCACUCCCUACUUGGGAUGACAAUGUGGGCUACGAGGAGGGAGACAAGCGGGUGGCCGAUGUCAUGGUCAUUGGCUAUCCAAGAUUCUUCAUCCAUCUGAGCAUUCAGAAACUAGCCGCGAUCUGCGAACAAAAGUUCGGCACGCAUGGGGAGCGGUGUUUGCUCUGCCCCACCCGCAAGGUUGCAGAGGCCUGCCGAGCCUUCAUGAUCGACCGCUCCUCCAAAACCGGACCCGCCGUCCCAGUGCGCCUCGUCCAGUUCCUCAUCUGCCCCGAAGACGACGUAGAAACCCUCAACCAAUGCAUCGAGCUCCACAUCGUUCUCUUCCCGGGCGACUCUUUCCCGCUCGCCAAGCAGUUUUUCCAGCACGCAGGUAACUGUAUAUCGAGCAGACGGGCGGAGCGCUGUCUUGCCAUGCUCGGAGAACUCCCCGGGGUCACCGGAGCAGGAAUCCCUAUGCCCGCCGUCUCCCGCCCGCCCACUCGCGUGCCGAACAGACACUACUCAAAGAAGAGCUUCGGCAGGUCCCCACCUCACUCGCCAGCGUCGUCUCACUUCCGCAAUGGCCCAUUCCGGUCGCCGGAAGAGGCACUGAAAGCGGAUGAGGUGCUCAGUGCGGACCAGAGCGUGUACUUGGAGGAGCGGUACGGGCGCAACCUACCUCUUGAGUCUGCGGUUGCUUGCAAGCGUGCGCUGCGUCGGAGAAUAGCAGGUGUGCUAUUGAGGGACACCCCGAACGAUUGGUCGAAUGCUGGUGGCAACGAGGCAGAGAUCGGUCCUAGUACUCGAGGAGUCGACAAUGUCGCGGAGGACGACGUCUUCUUGUUCCCAACAGGCAUGUCGGCCAUCUGGCACGCGCACCAGGUCGCGCUGGCAGCUCGGCCUGCUGCUAAGAGCAUAUGUUUCGGGUUCCCAUAUACGGACACAUUGAAGAUCCUGGAGAAGUGGGGCCCGGGCUGCUGGUUCCUGGGUAACGGCCUCGACAAGGACAUCGACGAACUCGAAGCUAUCCUCGAAAAGGAGGCUGCGGCUAACCCGUCGAAGCCACCAGCGCUUGCUCUCUUCACUGAGUUCCCGUCGAACCCUCUUCUCCGCUGCGCCGAUCUCUCUCGCCUGCGCGCCCUCGCAGACAAGUAUGACUUCCUCAUCGUCAUCGACGAGACGAUCGGGAACUUCGUCAACGUCGAGGUGCUCCCCUACGCGGAUAUUGUCGUGAGCAGCCUGAGCAAGAUUUUCAGCGGCGACGCCAACGUCAUGGGUGGCAGCAUGGUCCUCAACCCUCGAGGUAAACGAUAUGUCGAGCUGAAAGCCAUGGUCUCCGACCUUUACGAGGACCUCUACUUCGACGAAGAUGCUGUCUUCAUGGAGCGCAACUCGCGCGACUUCCGGCGGCGCAUCCAGAUCAUCGACGCCAACGCGCUCGCCGUCUGCUCCUUCCUCUACUCCCGCUCCCUCGCCGCCUCGCCGCCGCCCCCGCGCACGGUCGUCAAACGCGUGUACUACCCCAAAUGGGAGACGCCGCAGCACUACGAGCGCUGCCGCGUACGCGAGGGCAACGGACUCGGCGGACUGUUCAGCGUGACAUUCACGUCUGCGGCGGCGAGCCGCGCGUUCUACGACACCCUCAGCUGCCAGAAGGGCCCGAGCCUCGGCACGAACUUCACGCUCGCGAGCCCGUACGUCAUCCUUGCGCACUACGCGGAGCUCGAGUGGGCAGCGCAGUAUGGUGUCGAGCAGAGCCUCGUGCGUGUGAGUGUCGGUAUGGAGGACAGGGAGGAGCUGUUGAAGGACUUUGAGAAGGCGCUGCAGGCGGCGGAGGCGACGCUGGACGGUGCUGACGCAUAAGCAGCUGGACUCAAACACCAGAGACUAUCCACCAGAGCUAAGUAGACGGUGAAGGAAAGGCGCACUGAGCGGAUCCAACUCCCUCAGAUAUC
Messenger RNA from Fomitopsis serialis, 2247 nucleotides. RefSeq names its product PLP-dependent transferase. The transcript is spliced from 5 exons. Gene Ontology annotation, biological process: transsulfuration. The coding region runs from base 224 to 2155 and encodes 643 amino acids. The record is from RefSeq and is a predicted model, not a curated record. NCBI's taxonomy places the organism in Eukaryota, Fungi, Basidiomycota, Agaricomycetes, Polyporales, Fomitopsidaceae. Gene Ontology annotation, molecular function: pyridoxal phosphate binding; cystathionine gamma-synthase activity.